Molecule: messenger RNA, 6371 nt
Organism: Brienomyrus brachyistius
Lineage: Eukaryota; Metazoa; Chordata; Actinopteri; Osteoglossiformes; Mormyridae
Product: palmitoyltransferase ZDHHC9-like
Exons: 9
Coding region: 946-2301 (451 amino acids)
Biological process (GO): protein targeting to membrane; peptidyl-L-cysteine S-palmitoylation
Cellular component (GO): Golgi apparatus; endoplasmic reticulum
Molecular function (GO): protein-cysteine S-palmitoyltransferase activity
Source: RefSeq, a predicted model, not a curated record
GAGCGGGCCAAGCGAGCGCCCUGCGGAGCUUCGCGUCGUUGCUGGAAGCUGCGCUACCCUCGCAGUGUGUCGCAAUUUUCGACGAUCCAUCUUCUCACCUAACCUCGGCGCCUCCGGAUGAAAACGCUAAAAUUAUAAACCUGCGCUAAAAAGGAAGAUCGCACGAUUUAAUGGAAUGGGAAACAAAUCAGCUGCAGUAAAGCGUGAUUACAGUUUAUUUGAUAACUUGCAUGCAUGUCAGUUGACAUUGAAGCUCGGUUCUACGCACCGAUCGAGAAAUUAAUUUAUAGGAUAAUCGAUAGGAUAAUUAAAUAUUUAGCCAAGAACUAGGUGCACAUUUUUUCAUAGCUCAUUUAAAUGGUACUUUAAGUUAGCUUGUUACUAAAGAUGUAAAUCUGGAGAUUGCGUUUACGUGGAAUCACGAUGAAAGGGGCAAACUUCGUUUUAUGCACAAUUUCGGCCAUGAAGAUCGCUAGCGUUUUCUGUUACUGAGAACCGGUAUUGGAAACUGAAGAAAGCAAAACCGACUGGAGCUUUCAAGCGAGAAAUUAAAAUCAGAUAUCCAUUUUAUAAAUGAUCAUUUCUGCGACAAAGCAAAUAGGCUGUAAUCGUUUAACAAAUGAGCUAUAUAUAUUUUCUGUAGGAGAGCAAUUGCAAAAUUAUUAUGCAUUCUUUCGGCUUUGGAGUUGUUGAGUCAGGCACUGAAAAACCUAAAGAAUAUAAUAUAAAGUAAAUAUAAGGGUAGCUAAAGAUCGCGGCAUCCUGGCGCUAUGUAUCCACGGAUUGUGGCAGGGCUGUCAUCCAUGAGUAGUUUAAUAACUGGGAGCAGAAAAGACACUAUUCCCUGACGUAUAAAUAUAUUUUUAAAAAGCUUGGAAAAUUUAACUUUGCUACCUUGCAUACAUAUUUUCAACCUUAUUGAUUCGACCCGCACAAUCCAACACAAUGUCAGCGGUAAUGGUGACCAGGAAGGUAACCCGCAAAUGGGAGAAGCUGCCGGGCAAAAACACUUUCUGCUGCGAUGGACGCGUGAUGAUGGCACGGCAAAAAGGCGUCUUCUAUCUCACCCUGUUCCUCAUCGUUGGGACCUGCGCCCUUUUCUUUGCUUUCGAGUGCCCGUACCUGGCCGUCCACCUCUCUCCUGCUGUCCCCAUGUUUGCGGCCGUGCUCUUCCUCUUCGUGGUGGCCAUGCUGCUGCGGACCAGCUUCAGUGACCCCGGCGUGCUUCCGCGCGCUCUGCCGGAGGAGGCCACCUUCAUCGAGAUGGAGAUCGAAGCAGCCAAUGGCAGUGUCCCGGCGGGACAACGCCCUCCCCCACGCAUCAGAAAUGUCCAGAUCAACAGUCAGAUAGUGAAGCUGAAGUACUGCUACACCUGCAAGAUCUUCCGGCCUCCGCGCGCUUCACACUGCAGCAUCUGCGACAACUGCGUGGAGCGAUUCGACCAUCACUGCCCCUGGGUGGGAAACUGUGUGGGCAAGAGGAACUACCGCUACUUCUACCUGUUCACACUGUCACUCUCACUGCUCACCAUCUACAUCUUCGCCUUUGACAUCGUCCAUGUGGUGAUGCGCUCGGUGGACUCGGGAUUCGUGAGCACCCUGAAGGAAAGCCCCGGAACUGUGGUGGAGGUGGUCGUCUGCUUCUUUACUCUCUGGUCCGUGGUGGGACUGACUGGUUUUCACACGUACCUGAUCUCCCUCAAUCAGACCACCAAUGAGGAUAUCAAAGGCUCGUGGUCGGGGAAGAAUCGUCUGCAGAACCCAUACAGCCACAAGAACAUCAUGAAGAACUGCUGUGAGGUGCUCUGUGGGCCUGCCUACCCCAGCGUGCUGGACAGAAGGGGACUGCUGUUAGAGAAGCCGGGUACUCCCGCCAUCCAAUCGGCAAGCAAGACCAGUGGCCUGGAGCUGCAGAUUGCGAAAGCCAAAGCAGCAGCCUUCUUGCGAAAGCAGAGCUGCGACAAUGCCGACUACAGCAGCCCGUCUUCCACAUGGAGCAGCGCUUCGCUGAAGGAGAGAGUCACCAACGUUAAGGGGAAGAGCUCCAGCGCCAAGGAGAACGGCUCUACCCCUAAAAGCAAGAGCACCGACCACACAGACACCAACUCAAACACCAAGGAGCAAGACCCCACGCCCAAGGAGAAGGCGUCUGCUCUGAAAGAGAGAGUCUCCUGUUCUAAGGAGAAGAGACAGUCCUCGAAGGAGCAGGGCCCCACGCCCAAGGAGAAGGCCUCUGGCCCGCCCCUCGCGUCCCCCGAUGACUUAACAGAUACUUUACUAGAAAAGGAGAGAGUACAGUAGCCAAACCGGACUGGGAAAACCCUUCGCAGUAUUAUCACUAACACAAAACCUAUAUGUAAAAGAAGGACAUGUUUAGCGUUUCUGAGGAAAUAUAUACCUAUCAAUCUAUGAAACUGACCAUAAGCGAACUGAAAGCAAAGCGUCGUUUGAACGUCAUUCCAGCGUGGUGGGACGAAGUGGGAUCCUCAGGGUCCUCUGUGCUCAUCAGGCAUCUCCUCAGAGAAUUGAGGAGGAUCAGGACAGAGGUUUUCUUUGCCUGCAGAAUGAUUGGAGUGCAUUGUUUCUGAGUCCUGUCCAGGAGGCCCAUCUUACUAACGCUAACAGUUCUCUUCAUCCUCAUUUCCGUAAUCGUAAAAAAAAAAAAAAAACUGAUGGACGAAUCGAAACUCUUCUUGGUCUGUCUGUCACAGCCUCUCUCCCAGGCACUUAUGAAUCUUCCAGAACAAAGAAAAGACACAAUCACUUGCAGGCUUGUUUGUUUUUUUCUUUUCUAUCAGCCUCUAUGCAAUUCAGAGAAUUAAUGGCUCAAAAGCAGGAAUGAUGGGUAAUUCCAUGAGAGAGAGAGAGAGAGAGAGAGAGCGCUGGCUGUGGGGUGAACUUGCCAAUAUUAUCAGCCAGGAUUACUGGCUGUAACCGUAAAGCUGCAAAAAAACAUCAACACAGUGUAGAUAUAUGUCCAUCUCUCAUACUCGCCACUGACACUGGUGUUUAUAACCCACCUGUCACAUGAAACUUUUUUAUGGUAACAGCAUUUGCUGGGAAUUGUUGAGCCCUGAGUAUUUUUCACUAUUUCCAAUAGGCGACGGCGUCCUUAUUCCAUGCUUCUGCUUCCAUGCCGUUCACUUCGCUUUUUUUCAGGCAGGCAUCUUGUCACACUCAGACAGAACCAUUUCAGUCGCUUCACAGUGCACCUGGGGGCUCCCGUCAGGCGUGGAGGGGGGUCUUCCACAGCCACCGGCACACCCCUGCUCACGGUGGCUCCGGAGGCGGCCGCGGUGCCGAGCUCGUCCCGGCUGUCCGUAGUGAAUCGUUCGCCUCGUCGCCUCAGACAGUGGAAGGUUGAUAAUUGUGCCUUAUCUCGAAGCUGCACUAUCGCAUGUGACCUCGGCCGUCCACAGACAGGCCCCGCUUAUGUUAAUUCCGGGCACAUGUCAAACAUUCCUGGCAGAACGCCUGCCGUAACACGCGUUUGGAGUAUUAUGGCAUACGUGACAUUUCGUCACUAAGGAGAUGGAAAGCAGAGUCGAAACACUGCAAAAGUCAUUGUUUGGCUUUCAUAUACAUGUACACAUGGAAGCCCCUACUGGGGAGAUGUUCAGAAGACUGUAAAAAUGUACAGAAAAGCGAAAUUAAGCUGGAUGGCAUGCAUCGUCAUUAUUGAAGUGUGUGCAUCCAAACUCCACUCUCGGUCAUGUCGUUUUAAUUCUGUUCUCCAUAGAAAUACAUUAAGGUUAUGAUGCCAACUCAGAAGCUCUGUGCCACUAAUUAUCUAUUGUACAGUAAUGGAGUGAAUGGAGAUCUUUAUUUCAUGUGUAGUUUUGUCCAACAUCUUUUGUUUUUUUUUUUUUUUUUACACAAAAUUGGGUUAUCGUGGUUUGUAGGACAGUGGCAUUAAAUGGUUGGGGGAGAGUUGGGAGUGAUUUAGGAUUUGGAGUUCAUACUAAUGAUGAUGAAGUUCAUUACCCAUUAGAUGUAAGUCAUUGAUAAAGCCAUUCUGGAAGGACAUAAUCACAGUGGAGGAAGCCUUUUCUGCAGGAAGACCUGCAGUGUAAUAAAUUUGGGAGGAAAGCAGUGCUGAGGUCAAGUAAAUUUACUUUGCAGCCUUGUGAUUACUAUUGAUAACAUUAUACAUACUUCCUUAUAUGGACAUUAUACAUACUUCCUUAUAUGGACAUUAUAUGUACUUCCUUAUAUGGACAUUAUACAUACCUUAUAUGGUAUUCAGAAGCUGAAGGAUUCACACAGAAAGCAAACGACCCUGAGGUACGAGGGACUGAGAGGCUGCUGAUUCCUUUGUGCAUAAAAACCUAUUUAAUCAAACUUAUAGAGCAAAUAUUAAAAAUGCUUUACUUUUAUUAUUAAGAGACCUCAAGGAAAUUUCUAGAAAAAAAAGUCAUGUGGAGAUGGAUUAUUGAAUAGAACAUGUAAAAUUAAGGGAUGGAAAAAAAACUGUUGGAAGGGUUAGAUUGGAUUACUGCAACUGCUCGAUCAGAACACUGUACAAAAAGAUUUGAUAGUCUUGUACCCUGUAGUAAACAUAUUUCUCUUGGACCAGAAUAUGGUAGGAGUAUUUAACCAGUUUGUAUUUACAUUCAAAGUCAUACAGAAUACUGCCAGAAUGCGGAACUGGAGGGAGAUGAUUAUUUGUGUGUUUGUUUUUGUUUAUAUUUAUUUAUUACAAUCUCUUGUUAAAAAUGAAAGUCAGGCAAGUGUCAGUAUAUACUUAUGGUUUAAUCAUUAAAAAGCGCUGAGAGAAAAACUUUAGCACACAUUAGCAGCAGUGUGUCAUUUAGGCAUUGUGUAAAUAAUCAUUUGAUUCAUAGAAAAUAUGUGAAUGUACAGAAAGUUAGCCAGACGCCAGUUAAGACUGUAUCAUAUGAGAUUUGGUUGAGAAAAGUCAUGUGUUUAUUGUGAUGAAAAAUUACUUUAAUGUCUGAUUCUGUAUCACAAAAUGAAGUUCAUAGUUUCAUGUGGACAUUGAAUGACAGUGACUAUAAUUGAGUCUUUUCAGGUGUUUAUGGGCUUGUAAAGGGUAAUACUGCUCUUUCUGCUGGAUAAAAUUCUGAAAUUUAACAUAAUCCUUCCCUUUCCCUGACUUUCAGGCAAUGGUAACUGUUGUUAUGAUAAUCCUAACUAUGCCAAAUUUACAUGAUAAUCCCAGGGAUUCUGAAAGCUGCAGGUGCUUCUUUGGUCAGGAUUAGGAAUGGGGUUGGGAGGGGUGGAUGGAGGGGGCUCUUGUGCUCUUGUGCCGAGAAGGACAAUCUUUUGUUCUCUUCAGAUGUUUUAUUCGUUGGCAGGUAGUUUUGCUCAUAGCCAAGCUCAUCUUAUCAUCUUAUCAUUCACUGCUAGGUGUCCACCCAUGACAUCUCUGACAAAGCCUUUAAUGAUGCAGUAGAGUAAUUGUAAUGACUGGUGACACACUGCACUGUUCAGUCACGCAACAAGACCUUUACAUUAUUAUUAGCUAUGUGUGAAUUCAUUAAGAACCAGAGAAGCGUUUUUCCAUGGGCUGUAACUGUGGAUUUUAAAGCAGGUGAUCAUACUUUAAAAAGUGUAAUAUAUAUUAUUAUUAUUAUUAUAGAAAUGGAAAAUUAUUAUUAUAGAAAAGGAACUGCUUUGUAUCACUGGUGAUGGUUAUCUUCGGUCGUACAAUUAGCUCAGGAGAUUUUGAUCCAAGGACAACCAAAAUCUGAAAAUGUUAUCAAUUAUCCGAAGGCUGGCAUGUUAUCAUUGUAGCUCACGUUCGCCUAACAUCUCCAGAGUUGGGGAGGUUUAAGUCAUACCCCUCCCCCCUAGUGGGGGGAGUUUGCAUGUCCUCCUUGUGUCUUGUGAGUUUCUUCCCGCAGAUCAGUUAGGCUGAUUGCUGUCUCUAAGUUGCCUGUAGUGUAUCGAUGUGCCUGCGAUGGACUGGCAUCCCAUCCAGGGUUUACCCCUGCUUUGUGCCCUGCGACAUACUCCAGGCCCAGGAUGAGUGUUUAGAAGAUGGAUGGUUGGGAUUUAUUUCCAAAUGUAACAAUGGGUUAUUAAAACAGAAAAGGCAAGAGAGCGUUUAAAAGCUGACGGAUGUGUGGAAUGUGUGCUCUGAUGUUCUAUAUACAGGUAUCACUGACAGAUUAUGAUCAAUACCUUUGCUUUGUAAUAACACUGUGACUGUAAACAGUAUUUCACUUUUCUUCACUUUUUUUUAAUGAAGGAUCAGCGUGAUCAUUAUACAAACUUCUGUUAACAUUUUUAAUUGUGAGUUAAUUGCCCAGGAAGCUGUAUCUGUGGUUUAGAUGGGCUAUGACUCCUGAAGGAUUAUGGGUCGUGUAAAAGACAUUAAAUAAAAUCAGAGUGAUUUGUGAUUUCAA